Messenger RNA from Linepithema humile (Argentine ant), 990 nucleotides. NCBI's taxonomy places the organism in Eukaryota, Metazoa, Arthropoda, Insecta, Hymenoptera, Formicidae. The record is from RefSeq and is a predicted model, not a curated record.
UCGAGGCGAUGUCGUUCUUUGUGGACAUUGUCACCGAGGAUUCGUUCUACGAGAAUCUAACACUCGGUGUGGUUAAGAUCCUCGAAAGUUCGCCGUGCGUGAAAAACGUGCGAAUCGAGAGGCGAAACGGCUGCGAACCCGGCGCUAUUACCAGUUGGGAGCAACGUCAUUGCUGCGCGCUCCCCGAGGACAUCCGCAAUUUCUAUGCCUCCAUCGACGGCUUCCUGUUGCAGUGGAAUCUUGAGAUAGCGGGCGAGGAAUUCUCGAUAGGUCGCAUGGAGAUCGGCGGUCUCUCGUCGCUGAAGAGGUACGUCGGCAAGGAUCGACAGGCGGGAUCGUCGUCGCAGGACUCAUCGGCGAUCCAAACGGAAAAUGUCGGCGCGGAAUCGCAAGACGGCGCAAACGCCAUGUUCUCCGUGGAUUCGCGCGACUGCAAGCUCUUUGAGAUCGGCCAGUGCUUUCCGGGAUCCGAAAACGGCAGGAUCUAUUUGGCGUAUCGCUCCAAGCAAGAGCCGGACUCGCCCGGUAUCGGGCUCCAUCGGGACGGCGGCUGGUAUCAUCUGGCCGACAAUUUCACCGUGUAUUUCCGCAUGAUGCUGGCUCACUUGGGCUUGCCGCUGUGGCAAUACUGCGUCGCCGGACUGCCGCUGCCUACCUGGGUCGAGCAAGCGUAUUUUCUAGUCGGACCUCAUCUACUGCCUUCCACCGCCGAGCUCACCGAAACCGUGUCCACCUCAUUGUGGAACAAUGGACCCAUCAAUAUCCUCGACCCGGCUAUCUUCAAGGCCAAGGAUGGCAAGCAGAGAAACGCUCGCAAGAAGUGAAUUUGUGGCAGUGAUGUGAUGUUUGAAUUUUUUUACAAAAGUAGAUUUCUGCUCAAAAUCAAGUUCCUUAUCGUAAAGUCAAUGUUUGGCUUUUACAAAGCCGGAGAAUUCCACAUUAUAUAGAACACUCUUCGCCCAGUACUUUAUUGCUGAGUGAGUAUGAUUA